Messenger RNA from Triplophysa dalaica, 1542 nucleotides. RefSeq names its product coiled-coil domain containing 51 (gene ccdc51). Bases 132 to 1406 code for a protein of 424 amino acids. NCBI's taxonomy places the organism in Eukaryota, Metazoa, Chordata, Actinopteri, Cypriniformes, Nemacheilidae. The transcript has 4 exons. The record is from RefSeq and is a predicted model, not a curated record.
CAGCAGCAGCAAGUGCCUGAGUGAAAUGCGCAGAAUGACAGUUGAAGAUUAAAUAGCUAUAUUCAUUAUUUUACAGUUUGUAAACAUGUUUCAUCACUGACCGAGCAAAAAGACGAAACUGCGAACUCCUGAUGACGUGUGGAGUGAGGUUUCGAGGGAACGCUGUGUUUCCAAGCAGCUAUGGCACAUGUCUCUACAGACACCACAUGUCCAGGUCGGUCCGGUGGAACAUGUGCAGAACGUACUGCACCCAGCAGCAUAGCCCAAAAGAUGAGCCCAGUAAAAUGACAGCAGUGAAAGAACGCACAGCGUCUGUCUUGACGUUCACAGGAGAGUUAGGGCGCCAGUUGGGCCGGAAAACCGUUAAAGUCGUGACUGUGACUGUCAACAAUUGGUGGGUGAAAUACGAGGAGUUUGUCGGGCUUAAUGAAGUCAGAGAUGCUCAGACACAAGUCACUGAGGGGGAGAAGGCCUUCAUGGUGGCCAGAGGAAUCGUGCGAGAAGCUCAUGGUAGCCUGGAGGCCCUUCAGGUUCGGCUGAAGGAGGUGAGGGACCGACUGGACCGUGUGUCACGAGAAGAGGCACAUUAUCUGGAGUUAGCCACAAUGGAGCACAAGUUACUACAGGAGGAGAGGCGUCUCAGAACAGCCUAUGAGAAUGCAGAGGAAGGCGAGCGAGAGAAGUUCGCCCUGUUCUCCGCUGCUGUGCGCGAAAGCCAUGAGAGAGAAAGGACGAGAGCCGAACGCACCAAGAACUGGUCCGUCAUCGGGUCCGUGCUGGGCGCCGUUAUCGGGGUGAUGGGGUCUACUUACAUCAACAGGGUACGUUUGCAGGAACUCAAGAGCUUGUUGUUGGAAGCCCAGAAAGGACCGGCGAGUCUUCAGGAAGCCAUGAAGGUCCAAGACAGCAUGUACAAAGCCCAGCAAGAUGAACUCGGCAACCUCAUCGGCUCACUCAGGUUGACUGUAAAAGGCAGCGUAGAUGAUGUGAAAGCGGUCAGGCCGGCGAAUGUCCCACCGAGACACUUCGUAGCCCAAACUGUCCCAUCAAGUUCCUCGGAUAAAGCGAUCAAAGAGAUUCUUCAGCAUACCCAAAGAGCCCAAGGGCUCAUGGAGAGCAUUAAACCUCAGCUGGAACAUCUGGAGGAGAACGUCGUGAAGGUCGAGACUGAGUUACGGGCGGUGAAGACCACCUUACAGACUCGUCCCAUCGAGAAGCCGCUCAUUCAGACGCGAGACAAGCAACUGUUAGUGUGCGAUACGGAGGUGGUCAUCCAGGGCCUCGAUCAGGCUGAGAAAAGAUUGGACGCUCAGAUUAGCAAGACGAGUCUGUAUAGCACAGUCGUAACGUGUGCCGUGUUCGCCGUGACCGUACCGGUUUUGUAUGUGAUUUUGAAAGGUACUUGAAACUCUACAUGGACGUUUACACUUUAGGGGCCAUUAAACACACAAGAGAAUUUAAAAGGUAUAAUAUAACUACAUUGUCUGCACUGAAAUCAUGCAAGUGUUGUCGUAAAAGAUUAAUUAAAUUUCUCAAUGCUAA